This is a messenger RNA of Bacillus rossius redtenbacheri, 2774 nucleotides long. RefSeq lists its product as uncharacterized. Bases 96 to 2159 code for a protein of 687 amino acids. The transcript is spliced from 3 exons. The record is from RefSeq and is a predicted model, not a curated record. NCBI's taxonomy places the organism in Eukaryota, Metazoa, Arthropoda, Insecta, Phasmatodea, Bacillidae.
UGGGCGGCCGGCACUCUUGGCCCACUCGGCACACCACGAGGACCGACGGCCGGCCUCAUCCUCCCUCCCGGGCGAGCUGCUGAGGAGCUGUCGAGAUGCUGCUGCUGUUCCUAAUCCUCACAAGGCUGGUUUGUGAGACCACGCCCCUAAAUGCCACAUCAGAUGCUCCCAAGGUCGACAGAGAGGUCUCGACGCAACCUGAGAAUCCACCCCCCUCAAUACUCAGUGCUCGUACAGACCAAGUAGAACCAGGGGCACCAGGAAAACCCAACACCUUAGACGAAGAAGCUAUAAACAGCUUUCUAAAAGACUUUUUGAAAUAUAGUGGUCCACUUAACCCACCACUAACCCAGAUUAACAAGGACAAUGCUACGGACAAUGGUUUACCAUGCUACGGCUGUGAUCGUAGAGAGAACGUGUUGGAUGUACCUUACCAUAGUGUCUUCUACCUGCCGUAUGCCGACCUCAUCUACUACUGGCUCCCGCAACAAGGCCCAGAGCAUGCUCUCACGGCAAGGCGAGCAUUGAUUGGCCACGGCAACAUAGUGGCUGGUGGGCUCAACGGCCCGCGUCUCCGCAAGGUGGGCGUGGCUGGCCAUGGAGGUGUGGCGGUCCUCAAAUCUCAAAAAUCGCCUCUUGUCUACACCAGGAACCAUGGUCUCCGCUCUGGAUUCCUCGGCCAUGCCGGCGGCGUUGGCUAUAUCGGGAGACACCGGACUAGGAAUGCCGACGAGAAGGUGCCAUCUGGAGAAGCAUCUGCAGGGGGCAGUCCAAAUAUUGCAGCGGAAAGUCCGAAUGAAAGGCAAGCCCUCUUCUUGCCUGGAGCCGGUCUAGGGCCGUACUAUUUCGGUCUCGGACUUCCGACCGUACUUGGAGGUCUGGCAAGCCCUAACAACAAUUGGCCACUGAACCAGGGAGGCUAUGUCAGUCAGCAGGGAACUAUUUCCACCUACCAACAUCCCCUCUUCCGGCAACAAGAUGGUGGAAACAUCGACAAAAUUGAUACUGUUGGCUCAAAAGGCAAUGGAAACUGUUAUGACCAAUUUAAAAACAUGGCUCCAACUCAAGACUUUAGAAGUGUUGGUGUAGAAUCACAGGGUAGCCAAAACAGUUUCGGCAGUGAAAACUACCAACUCACGUCAGAUGAUGCUCCAGGAAGUGUGCUUAGGUACUCCCCUGAUGGUAGUUCUUACUAUGAAGGUGCUAUCUUGGGGAACGAAGAUAAUAUUGGCUACUUCUCUGGUGCUGACAGUAACUUACAUUCUGGAAUCAAUGGGAUGUAUGGAUCAGCAGGUCCUGGUGUGAACAGUCCUGUGUUCUCUUCAAUGACCAGUGGUCUUCAGCCUGGUCUCGCUCAAAGUCCUUUUGCAAGCAGUCUGCACUUCCCUCUGGAAGGCUUACAAGGUGGUUUGUCAGGCCAUGAGCUUGGCUCGACCAUUGCAGCAAAUGGUCUUCAUUCUCAUCUCGGAAGUAGCCAUUCACCCCACUUCUAUCCCAUGGGUGGGCUUCACUCUGGCUUCCCGAGUCCAAGUCUCGCAACGCACAAUGCCGGGAGUCUCCAGAGCUCAUGGCCAGGCUAUGGUCUCCAGGCACACAGCCUCCACCCGACCCUCGGGAGUCUGUUCGGCAACUCACAGAGACCGGGGGCAGGUUACGCCCAAGCCAUCGGAGGGCUGCAAGCUAUGCCUUGGGGUCACAAUGCAGCAAUCGGACAGCCUGGCUUUGGCUUGUCACAUCCAUACAACUUACGCGAGGCUGGUGACAACCCGCCGGGCGAGACCGGAGUGCCGCUUCCAGGGCUACCAACUGGCCAGAGCACGUUCCCGGCUGGUCCCGGGGUGGAUGCGCCGCUGGACUUGCCGCCUCCCUCCCUCGUCCCGUACAAUACCACCGACUGCAACGGCAGCGCGUCGGGCUACAGCUUCCGGAAGUACUCGCACAGCGACGUGGACUACGGCUACGGGGAGCUGCCUGGCCAGAGCGCCUACCUGCGCCUCCUCAUGGUGCACUCUGGGAGCAGCGACGGCCUCCCGCCCCAGCGGCAGUCCUACCAACCCUCGCCCCCCGUGGCCCCCUACCAGCGCGUGCACACCAAGCAGGGCUACGACAUCCUCAAGUUCUCGCACGACGACUCUGCAGAGCAGCCCUCUCAGAACUGAAGACCACCGUCCCUGUGUCGAGGGUCAGGUACGGGAAGUGCUUGUGAAGCUAUACACAACUCCGCGUGGUCCAUCCAGCUAAUACACACCACAGGACAAGGAACCCCAGUAGUCCCCCCCCCCCCCCCGACACAGCAACAACAUUUCAUUUGUUUCAUCCCAUCUCUGCACGUGACCAAUGAAACAUCAUCAUACACCAAACGUGGACAAUCUAGUAUAAAUAGGAUUUACCGUGCAAUGUACCCACCCUCUAAAUGCAAUGUACCCACCCUCUAAAUUACUGGUAGAGACAGUAACAAACAGCAAAGCAAGUUACUGCUCUGGCGUGCGUUCAAGUGCACGCUAAGUGUGCAGUGUGCUUCAAACUGGGGAAAUACACGCGAGAGUCUUGGCCAUUAAGAGGAAAACCUUACCGGAGACGUUUGCGUUCAUUGCUGGCCGUCAUGUGACAAUGUUCACUGCAAACAGAUAUGUUGACAAGGCUCAAGUCUCCCUUAUCCCCCUAACAAGUUGGCAGGAAGGACAAUGUUAGUGUAGAAUCUUAGAUAAGGGUAUUUAUUACUGUUGUACAUAAUGUCUUGUUUUUAUACAUAAAUAAAACACUUUGAAAUGGAA